Messenger RNA from Lepisosteus oculatus (spotted gar), 1585 nucleotides. NCBI's taxonomy places the organism in Eukaryota, Metazoa, Chordata, Actinopteri, Semionotiformes, Lepisosteidae. The record is from RefSeq and is a predicted model, not a curated record.
UUACUAACAGCUAAUACAAGCAUUAAUGUUUCGUAGCAGCAUAGUGGAUUUCUAAAGUUAGGACACCAUGGUGGGUUUUACUAGGACAGUUCUGCUCUUUCCCAGAAAGUUCCCGAAACCGAGUUUCCUAAGGAUUCCCAACGAACCUCCUGUUCGCGCGUUUUAACGGUUUCAAUUUUAAAUCGACUCAUGUCCUGACUCAAGACUUGAACUGGUGAUACAUGGAUCGGAAACUUCAUUUUCUAUUUUAAAUUCUUCUAAAAAUCACAAUUUCGGGACACCCUGAAUCUGAAUUUUGUGCUGGGCAAAUGUGCAGAACACAAAGUCUGGAUUUUGAUCAGAUCUUGUCUCCUGAUACAGAAGACACAGAGACCUCCGGCAUGUGUGUAAGGAUGCUCUGAAGACAGUGUCUGGAUUAUAACAGACUACAAGGAGAAAGACAGAAAUAUCAGAGACCACACUAUAUUUGUUUCGCUCUCCAUCUGUGUCUCUGUCCACCCAUUAUCUCCCUCUGCCUCCUCUUGACUUUUUCCUUCUGUUUUCUGUGCCUUGUCUUUCCUCCCACAACUCUUUUGUCCCCCAUUCCUUUGGUCUUUCCACUGUUCCUCUCUCCCAGGCUCCCUGCCCAUCAAUUCACACUUGUCUUGCACGCUAUUUCGCUGCCCCUAUCACACUUCCCCUUCGUGGUCGUCUCUGUUUCUCUCCCCUUCUUUCAUCCCUCUUUUCUUCUCUCUGUCCUUCCAUCAUCCUAUCCCUCCCCAUCGUACCAGUCUCCCUGUACCCUCAUCUAUCCUUUUCUUCCUCUCCCCUCUUUCUUUCUUUCCCUUCAAUACUGUUCUUCUGUCUCUACUCCUCUUCACUCAACCCGAUGAAGAUUUACCUGUCAAAGGGCCUGUGUGGGAUGAGCCCUCGCACAGGCACCAUAGUGGGUGGCCUGUAUUUCCUGAUGGUGGGAACCAUGCAGCUUGUCUUCCAGUGUGGCCACCUUCACAAGGCCACUAUCCGUGUCAGUGAAGCGGGCACUCCCUUACUGCCUGUGCAAUGCCAGUAUUACUACUAUGCCUUACUUGGACUCGACGGUGCUACCCUUUUACUGGCAGGAUUAAUGCUGGGCUCAGUAUGGGCUCGGCGGGCAGCAGGUCUUCUAGGUUUUGCUGCCUGGAUGAUUCUGUAUGAGGUGGCCUCAGCUAUCCUGUUGGCCCUUCUUGAGGUGGAGAUGCAAGCAGCUGGGUCCGGAUUGCGUCCUCUGGAAUGGUUCGGUGUGGGUUGUCGUCUCUUCUGUGACCCCUUCUGGCUGGCUCUGGUGGUCACCCAUGGGCUGGAACUACAUCAGGAGGGACAGAGGCGGUUAGGUGGGCAGCGCCAGCGAGCAGGACCUGUAGUAAGGGCACGUGGGGCAGGUGGGCUGGAGGGAACUUCACACAAGUUGAAAUUCAAGGCUUUUGACAGUCAUGUUUGAAACAAGCAAAAAUAAGUAAGGGAGAAGAAAGAAAGGUGUGUAAAAGUGCAAGAACUUCUGUUCCUUUUCAACUGUACGCUGUAGUAGUUAUAUUAUUUUAAAUGAAUAAUAAAGAGCUAGCUUUUA